AUGAUUUCUAGUCGCCUCAGUGGGGACCACGAUAUCGAGGCUAAACCCUUCCUCCCCAUUCAGGUCGUGGUGAUCGGGGCAAGCAUUGGAUCGGGCCACACCUCUGCAGCCUUGGAGCUCCAACGACGCCUUGAAAACGAUGGUGUCAACACCGAAUACCAUGACAUCCUCGACGCUCUACCUAUCUUGAUCAGAAUCAUGCUUAGAGAACUUUAUGCGCCUCUAGUCACCUUCGCCCCUUUACUCUUUAGCUGGCUUAUGGUAGCCUGGGAGAUCGAGUCCUCGUGGAUGAUACAGGUAGGACUAUGGACCGCUUCAGAUCGUCGAGUGCUGGCGUGGAUACAAGACAAGCAGGCCAUUGUCACGACGCACGCCAUUGCGACCCAGAUUGUUGGCAGACUCAAAGACCGAGCCAAGCACGACGUACCGAUCGCGUCGUAUCACUGUGACGCAGGAAUACAUCCGCUACAGCUGCACCACUCUGUCAGCCUGAAUCUCGUACCUGCCAGUAUAGCAGCCCUGGCUUGUCGGAGCUAUGGACAUGGUGCUACAGUCAUAGCCCCGUUGGUCCGGCCGCGGUUCAGAGAGCCUAUACACGACCUCACUCGCUGCAGACUAAAAGAAAGCCUAAGGCUCUGCUCCUCAGCCCCAGUGAUCAUACUAGCCGCUGGGUCGCUGGGGAUCGGUAAUAUCGUCGGCACUGUGCACGACAUUCUGAGAGAAAUGGACACUGCUCGGCUGCUGGUACCGCGGUAA
This is a messenger RNA of Microdochium trichocladiopsis, 756 nucleotides long. RefSeq lists its product as uncharacterized. The transcript has a single exon. NCBI's taxonomy places the organism in Eukaryota, Fungi, Ascomycota, Sordariomycetes, Xylariales, Microdochiaceae. The record is from RefSeq and is a predicted model, not a curated record. Bases 1 to 756 code for a protein of 251 amino acids.